GUCCCGUUUCCGCGGAGCCCGAACGUGAGGUAAUACGAUCUUGGGAACCAGAGAUCGUAUACUCACUCGAGCUGGUUCUGCGUGGCUUCCUGUAAGUCACCCACCUGACUUCCUGGCUUUAUUUAAAUGCAUAUUGUAGUAAGUAAGUUUUAAGCUUCGUGCAUAUACGCUAGGGAUCUAGGACUCGAGUUCUGGAGGCAUGACAGUCUUCAAUCAAGUACACAAAGUUACACACCGGUCACUGGAAUUGAAAGGCUUCAAGGAGACAAAAAAGAGUCCUGCUUUUGGUUACCCUCCACUGGCCUCAUGGCUUCCAUGCAGAUGGAUCCUGAGUUAGCCAAGCAACUCUUCUUUGAAGGAGCCACUGUGGUCAUUCUGAACAUGCCCAAGGGGACAGAGUUUGGCAUUGACUACAACUCCUGGGAGGUGGGGCCCAAGUUCCGGGGUGUGAAGAUGAUCCCCCCUGGUGUCCACUUCCUUUACUACAGCUCUGUGGACAAGGCCAAUCCCAGGGACGUGGGCCCUCGGAUGGGCUUCUUUCUUAGCCUGAAGCAGCGGGGCUUGACAGUUCUGCGCUGGAAUGCAGUUCAGGAAGAGGUAGACCUGUCUCCAGCUCCAGAGGCUGAAGUAGAGGCCAUGAGAGCCAAUCUCCCAGAGCUGGACCAGUUUCUGGGACCUUACCCAUAUGGUACACUCAAGAAGUGGGUCUCACUCACCAACUUCAUCAGUGAGGCCACCAUGGAGAAGCUGCAGCCUGAGAGCCGGCAGAUCUGCGCCUUCUCAGAUGUGCUUCCCGUGCUUUCCAUGAGGUACACCAAGGACAGGGUGGAGCAGAACCUACCCCUCUGUGGCACCGAGUGCAGAAGCUACCAAGAGGGCUUGGCCCGGCUGCCUGAGAUGAAGCCCAGGGCGGGGACAGAGAUCCGCUUCUCAGAGCUGCCCACUCAGAUGUUCCCAGCAGGAGCCACACCAGCAGAGAUCACCAGGCACAGCAUGGACUUGAGCUAUGCCCUCGAGACUGUGCUCAGCAAGCAGUUCCCUGGCAACCCCCAGGAUGUCCUUGGUGAACUCCAGUUUGCCUUUGUGUGCUUCCUGCUGGGCAAUGUGUAUGAGGCAUUUGAGCACUGGAAGCGGCUCCUGAACCUCCUGUGUCGGUCUGAAACUGCCAUGGUGAAGCACCACGCCCUGUACGUCAGCCUCAUCUCCAUCCUGUAUCACCAGCUCGGUGAGAUCCCGGCUGACUUCUUUGUGGACAUUGUCUCCCAGGACAACUUCCUCACUAGUACCUUACAGGUUUUCUUUUCUUCCGCCUGCAGUGUUGCUGUGGAAGCCACCCUGAGGAAGAAGGCAGAAAAGUUCCAAGCCCACCUGACUAAGAAGUUCCGCUGGGAUUUUACUUCAGAGCCAGAGGACUGCGCCCCAGUGGUGGUGGAGCUCCCUGAGAACAUCGAGACUGCCUAACUGCACAUCCUCAGGCCAUGGGAGACCCCUUCCCUCAUGGCUGUGACCCAGGCUCUCCCGCUCAUCUAUCCCAGAAUGCCGCAGCAGUGAUCCAGUCAGGUCCUGCAAAGAUGGAGCCAGAGCCCGUGUGCAGCAGCAAAUACAUUCCUCUACUACAGGAGUGGCCACUGGGGGUCCCUGUAGCCUGGCCCUGCCGCCGAAUUUCAGGGAAAAAAAGGGGGUGGGGGGGCUCGAGUUGGAACCUGCCCUGGCAACAGUCUAAUUCCUUCUGACAACGAGAAAAUGAACAUUAAAUUCAGAAGAGCUAGUCCAUAGCUACUAAAGAAGAAAGAAACCAGAUCCACCCCGGGGUCUUUGGUAUUAAGUUAGUGAGUUUUUAAGUUAAAUGUAAGUUUAAAGUUGAAUGUGGUUUGUGUAGAAUUUCUGCCUGCUCCUGGUUGAAUGGGAGAAACCUGCCAGAACUCGGGCCACUGACCUCUUAGGAGCUUAGCCUGGGAACAGGUGACAAGGAAGAUGGUGGGUUGAGUCUGGCCGGUGGCCGGCUUCAUCUCCACCUCCUUCUGCCAGAAGCCCAGUGGUUGAUACCUGAAUCGGCUGCCGGCUGUGGGGCCUACUGCUGCUGUCACCAUUGUCCUGAGGCCCCACACUGAAGCGGAACAUGGAAGCCUCCCACGUAUCCCCAUUUUUCACUAAGGUUACCAUGACUCUUGUGAUGACAUGGAAAUCAACAACAAAGGAGAGACUCUCCUCUGAGCCUGCUUAUUAGGCCUAUUAAAGUCUGGGCCUUUCCUUCCGAGCCAUGGAGAUAUCUGGGUAGCUUAAUUCUCCCCGUCCUGCUGUGGGGUUCUCAUGAGUGCCGUCACGUCUCUGGUGUCUGGGAGUCUUGAGGGCACACCCACUGUGCAGUGUGGGCAGAGUUCUGCCUCAAGAGGGUCUCCCAGGCCCUCCACCCUGACCUCUGCCUCGGCUACUCUGGAAUCCUCUUCUGAGGCUCGAGCUCACAGCGGGCCUCUGAGUGAGAGUCCUGCUGUUUAAGACUUGGUUCCUCUUGUUUCCUUGGAGAUGUUUGUCCAAGAGCACAAUGUACAUUAAAGCCUUUGAGUUGGGGCUAAUCCCCCUGUGUGAGUCUCUUAGAGCUAAUCUGCCCGGUUUCCAAAGUAGCCAAGCUGUUGGCCAUAGACAACACUUGUACCUGCAGAACCCGCCCGGGAGACCCUGCUCACCCCCUGCAGUCUCUGGAGAAGGCAGGCAGCCAGCUUUGCCUGUGUCCAGUGAGAGAGAUGCCCUGUAGCUCUACAUUAACCUGGUUUUACCUGGUGGGAAUUGCUAUUCUUUUUUCCCCACAAAGCCCACUCAUCACAAUUACCUGGGGACUGUGUUAAAAGUGCAGAUCCCAACAAAUGAAUUUCUGAUUCGGGCUGCAACAUGUGCCUGGGGCUGGGGAGUUGCCUCAAUGGGUAAAGUGCUUGGAAUACAAGCUUGAGACCUUCAGCUCCCCAGAGCUCCUGUGAAAGCCAGGGCCACAGUGCACACCAGUACUGCAGAGAUAGGGAGAGCCCAGGGGCUUUCUAGUGAGCCGAAGCUUGUUAAGCUGCAGGUUCAGUGUGAGACCCUGUCUCAAAAAUUAGGUGGAAAAAUGACAGAAGACAUCCAGUAUCAACCUCUGACCUCCACACGCUCGCACACAAAGGCACCUAACACACAUACCACACAUUCACUAACACACUGCUGAGGGAAGGGAGACCAGACUCGUAACAAGCUUUCCUCACGUGCAGUACCCAGCAUAGGCAGGUCCACAGGGUGACAGAUGAGGACCGCCCACGGCGUGCCCUCAGAAGCAGAGGUUCGUGGUGGGACACUUGUCAAAGCGCAGACCCCUAUCGCACUCCACACAGAUUUAAGAGCUUUAGUUAAAUUCAGUUUGUGUUUGGGGUGUUUUUUUGUUGGUGGUGGUGGUUUGUUUGUUUUUGUUUGUUUGUUUAUUUUGUUUUUUGUUUGUCUUUUUGAGUGACAUUGUCAAGCAUCAACAGGUCACGUUUGAUGGAGGCAGCACCUCUGGGACAAAAUGUGUCUCCCACAAUCAUUCUGAAGACAGCACCUUGAUGUUGGACCAUUCCCCAGGUGUACCUGGGUUUGCCCAGAGGCCCCUCUAUGAAUGCUUAAAAAUGGGUUGAGCAAGAGAAGCUGCUGCUUAAAGAAUGCACUGUUCUGGGGCUGGAGAGAUGGCUCAGCGGUUAAGAGCACGGGUACUGCUCUUCCAGAGAUCCUGAGUUCAAUUCCCAGCGACUACAUGGUGGCUCACAACCAUCUGUAAUGGCAUCUGAUGCCCUCUUCUGGUGUGACUGAAGACAGCGACAGUGUACUCAUAUAUAAAAUAAAUAAAUGAAUCUUAAAAAAAAAAAAAA
This is a messenger RNA of Rattus rattus (black rat), 3866 nucleotides long. It is a transcript of the gene Aar2, whose product is annotated as AAR2 splicing factor. The record is from RefSeq and is a predicted model, not a curated record. The coding region runs from base 307 to 1461 and encodes 384 amino acids. The transcript has 5 exons. Gene Ontology annotation, biological process: spliceosomal tri-snRNP complex assembly. NCBI's taxonomy places the organism in Eukaryota, Metazoa, Chordata, Mammalia, Rodentia, Muridae.